AUGUCGAACAGCAAACCAGUCCAUCUUAAUAUAAGCAUUAACCCUCUGUGUCCAUCCGGUGCUAUUUCUGACUUGUAUGAAGUAGUGGAUGCUAUCGGGUCAAUGACAAUCUAUGAUAUCGACGAUCUUGAAGCGAACCUCAUCAUGGACCUCACAAGGGCCAAACGAGACGUUUUCAAUGCAGAGAAGAAGCUUGCUGACUGCUUGCUCCGUGAACACGAAGUCAUGGCCAGUCUCUCAAAUAGUGAUGUGCACGGCCCGGCUUCAGGCCGUGGGCCGGCCAAAGCCGAGCCUGAUUAG
Messenger RNA from Suillus plorans, 300 nucleotides. RefSeq lists its product as uncharacterized. The record is from RefSeq and is a predicted model, not a curated record. Lineage: Eukaryota; Fungi; Basidiomycota; Agaricomycetes; Boletales; Suillaceae. The transcript has 3 exons. The coding region runs from base 1 to 300 and encodes 99 amino acids.